GCUUACCCGAGCCGAGCACGACGAGCCACCUCGACCAAUGGCAGCACCGUGAAUAACCCCGACCUCCAGCUCCGCUUACCCUAGGCCACCCCUGACCUCUAUCGCUAACCCUCAGCACCGCCCCAGCAGCCCCGUGACACGCAACCCUACCUACCUCCCCGUUCUGCCCCUCGCCCCCACCCAUGGCGACGCCAGCCGCCGCGCCGGCCCCACCAAACCCUAACCCUGUCCCCGACGACCCGCCGCUGCAGCAGCAGCACGAGGAGGAGGAGGAAGAGUCGCCGGAGCCAGAGCCGGAGACGGCGCCGACGUCCCUCACCACCUCGAUCGACCCCACCCCUUCCGGCGGCGAGGAGAGCGAGAGCGAUGACUCCUCGUCCGUCUCCUCGGCGCCCUCCUCAGCCCCCGCUCCCGCCCCCGCAGCGGCGGCGGCCGCGGCGCCUUCGCCCGCUGCCAAGGACCUCCUCCACAUCUCCUUCAACCAGGACUACGGCUGCUUCGCGGCGGGCACCAAGUCGGGCUUCCGCAUCUACAACUGCGACCCCUUCCGCGAGAUCUUCCGCCGGGACCUUGCCGCCGUGGGCGACGGCGCUACCGGCGCCGGCGUCGGCGGCGGUGCCGGGGGAGGGGGUAUCGGCGUCGUCGAGAUGCUGUUCCGCUGCAACAUACUCGCGCUCGUCGGCGGCGGCGAUAAUCCCCACUACCCGCCUAACAAGGUCAUGAUCUGGGACGACCACCAGAGCCGCUGCAUCGGGGAGCUCUCCUUCCGCUCCCCCGUACGAGGCGUCCGGCUCCGGCGCGACCGCAUCAUCGUGGUACUCGAGAACAAAAUCUUCGUCUACAACUUCGCGGACCUUAAGCUCGUGCACCAGAUCGAGACGGCGCCCAACCCCAAGGGCCUCUGCGCUGUGUCGCAGCAGCCCGGGUCUAUCGUGCUUGUUUGCCCCGGUGCCCAGAAGGGGCAGAUUAGGGUGGAACACUAUGGGGCAAGGAAGACCAAGUUUAUUAAUGCACACACUUCCCGUGUCGCGUGCUUCGCGUUGUCGCAGGAUGGGAGGCUCAUUGCAACUGCUAGCACCAAGGGAACACUUGUUAGAAUCUACAACGCAGCUGAAGGCAAUCUCCUGCAGGAAGUAAGGAGAGGUGCUGAUAGAGCAGAAAUAUAUAGCUUGGCUUUCUCGAAUAAUUUGCAGUAUUUGUCUGUCUCGAGCGAUAAAGGAACAAUACAUGUGUUCAAUUUAAAGAUAAAUGUGGGAUCGACUGCAAAUGAUAAGCCUAUGCCUGCUCCAGAUCCUGAAGUUCCCCAUAUAAGCCCCCCUCUUUCAUUCAUUAAGGGUGUGUUGCCGAAAUAUUUCCAUUCUGAGUGGUCAGUAGCUCAAUUCAGGCUACAUGAGGGUGAGCAGUAUAUUGUUGCAUUUGGACAUGAGAAGAAUACUGUGGCAGUUGUUGGUAUGGAUGGAAGCUUCUACAGAUGCCAAUUUGACCCAGUUAACGGAGGAGAAAUGCUGCAGCUGGAGUGCUACAAUUUCCUAAAACCAUCGGAUCAACCGUAGCAACAUACUGUAAUCAUCAUCAUGACUGCUCCCCCUGUACCAAGGAUUGUACAGUAUCUUUGUGGGCCCUCGGUGACCCGAGGGCAAAGCAAGAGAUAAUAAUAUUUUUAUUUGUAAAUAUAUCUCUGAUGUACUAUGUUCUGCGGAAGGGCUAAAACACCCAUUUGCAGACGAACGUAAUAGAAUGCAUCGUUAUUUAUUUAUGAAUAAAUAAAAUAGCCUAGCAAUGUUUUACUCAUU
Molecule: messenger RNA, 1793 nt
Organism: Sorghum bicolor (sorghum)
Lineage: Eukaryota; Viridiplantae; Streptophyta; Magnoliopsida; Poales; Poaceae
Product: autophagy-related protein 18a
Exons: 4
Coding region: 183-1553 (456 amino acids)
Biological process (GO): nucleophagy; autophagy of mitochondrion; protein lipidation
Cellular component (GO): phagophore assembly site membrane; extrinsic component of membrane; cytosol
Molecular function (GO): phosphatidylinositol-3-phosphate binding; phosphatidylinositol-3,5-bisphosphate binding; protein binding
Source: RefSeq, a predicted model, not a curated record